Molecule: messenger RNA, 2079 nt
Organism: Dunckerocampus dactyliophorus (ringed pipefish)
Lineage: Eukaryota; Metazoa; Chordata; Actinopteri; Syngnathiformes; Syngnathidae
Exons: 5
Coding region: 96-791 (231 amino acids)
Source: RefSeq, a predicted model, not a curated record
ACGGCGACCAAGGCUCGGCGAACACACUUGUUGCCGAGCAGCAGAAGCGCUACACUGCUUCGUCUUCGUCAACGUUUCCGCUGCCUUCAGGUUGGAUGUCUGCGUCAGUGUCGUCUCCAUGGAAGUUCGGACGCAUCGGUCAGCUCUGUGUCCUCCUGUUGACCUUCCUGCCCCGCCUCUUUGCAGGCAGACUGAGUAACUGCAGUUACCCUCUGGUGCCGGAACAUGGCGGCUUCCGCUGCGAGCCCUCGCCCUGCCAAGGUUUCCCCCACAAGAGCUCGGUCCACAUGUUCUGCGAGCCCGGGUACCGCCCCAACACAUUGGCCGCCGUCGCAUGGUGCCACCACGGCGCCUGGAAGCCCCCGCUUCCCGCCUGCGUCCGCCUCAAAGGGGGCGCUCACGUGAAAGUGGACAGCGGGGUCCACGUGGCGUCCACGGCUGCGGGCGUCUCCAUCUUCCUGCUGACCACCACCGCCUGCCUGGUGGUCAAGUCCCGACUGUGCACCUGUCUGUCACACAGCAGCAGACGGCGGCCGUCAGACCAGCUGGACCUGAUGGAGGAGGGACUUCCUGUCACGUUGCCGUCCUACGAGGAGGCGGUGUACGGCAGCUGGGGGCAGCGCCUCCCCACUUGCUCGUCACCGGGCCCCACCCAGCUCCUGUUGGCUCGCGAGCCCCUCGCCGACCAGCCGGGGGACACCCCGCCCCCUUAUGAGGAGGUCCAGUCACGGGGCAGAGACAGGACGAGCGAGGUGCUACACGUUUCGUUGUCGGACGACAAGGACAUUUGAAGGACAAACAGUUGAACAUUUGAUUGACAGCUCAAGGAUGUGAUGACUCAGCACUUUGUUUCUUUUUCUGGGGGAGGGGACGCAGCUGGCUGGCCUCCAGAUGGAAGAUGAUUGGCCAGUUUGCACACAUCUCAGUCAUUUUUGUAAUAUUUUUAAAUAUAUGUGUGUGUGUGUGUGUGAGAUACGUGCUUGAACACGCGUUUCCAUGGCAACCAACUGUGUGAGAAUUCCCGCCAGGACUUUGUGACUAAAUCUGUUGCAACAUGUGCUGGUGUUGUUUUAAAACGCUUCAAUUAUGAUUACUUUUUUAACCACAAGGAAGUAACGUCAACAGAAAUAGUUUGCUCCAGGGUCAAACCGUGGCCUUUUUUAGUCGCAUUUGAACAUUUUUAGCUUAGAUUACCCUCAAAUUCUGGUGGAAUUUUGAGAAAGCGUAUCACACACUCUGAAUGUAGUGCGUUUCUUUGAUGAACUCUUCUAAAUAAAUAAAAAAAACCAUUCUGUGUAUAUAUAUAUAUAUAUAUAUAUAUAUAUAUACAAAUAUAUCUUAUAAACUUCCUGUUUGUGAUGUCACAGCAUUUCCGAUGUUGUGUCAUCUUCACUGACAAGUUUCAUUUCGUGGAAUUUGCCGCCACAGUGGGAAACCGUGAAUCACCCUUUUUUUUUUAAAAAAAAAGAAGCUCACCCAAAUAUUAGGAACAGCUGUCAGUAUGAUGUAACUGCAGCCACAAUAGUAAUUGUAUUGUUCACUGGAUAUCUCUCAAAUGGUGUCCAAAGUGCAGCCCGGGGGCCAUUUCAGGCCUGCAGCUCAUUGUUUUCAUUGGCCCGUGACAGAAAUUCUUCUUCAAUUAUACAGAAGACAAAUAAAAACUGGCCCAAAGCCCCCCAAAAAAUGUCACCUGCAAACAAAAAUGUCCGACUUCCUGUGUGUGUCUUUCAGUGAGUCCUUCCAUAAUGAAUAAUCACCAGGAUACACAUACUCACAUGUGGGGGGAAACCGGAGAAAACCCACGAGCGCACGGGGAGUACAAGGAGAUGUCCAACGGAGAUUCAAACCCAGAUCUUCCAGAUCUCCUGACUGUGUGGACAACACGUUGACCACUAGGCCACCGUGUGGCAAGAAUAAUAAUAAUAAUAAUAAUAAUACAGUGGAACCUUGGUUAGUAUCAUUAAUUCAUUCGUAAUUAAUUCCAUUCUCGAACUGAAACGGACGCUAUCCAAAUACAUUUUUCCCAUAAGAAAGCCAAAAGUGUUAACACAAAACACGUUUUUCUAGUUUUACAACUAC